This is a messenger RNA of Helianthus annuus (common sunflower), 450 nucleotides long. Its product is annotated as transcriptional regulator SUPERMAN-like. The record is from RefSeq and is a predicted model, not a curated record. The transcript has a single exon. Bases 1 to 450 code for a protein of 149 amino acids. NCBI's taxonomy places the organism in Eukaryota, Viridiplantae, Streptophyta, Magnoliopsida, Asterales, Asteraceae.
AUGGAUCCCAAGUUUCAAAGCCAAUGGGGAAGUUCCAACUUCAUCUUUUAUCAAAAAGAUUGUGGGUUUUCAUGGCCUCGGAGAAACUUCACUUGCAACUUUUGCAAAAAAGUUUACAGGUCUGCACAAGCUCUCGGUGGUCACAUGAAUGUUCAUAGAAGAGAUAAAGCCAGACUGGGGCUCUCAUCACCUUCAAACCCUAACCCUAACUACAUAUCAUCAUCACCACCUUCACUGGUCCAUUAUUUACCUUACCAUGCUCCUCUUGUUUCAACUACGAACACGAAAGAAGAACACCAGAAGCUCAAAGAUGGAGAAGAAGAAGAAGAAGAAGAAGAAGAAGAAGGAAAUAAGAGAAGAGUUUGGAAGAAAUAUGAAAUCUUUAACAUGGGUUUGCUCAAAGAUGGAAACAUUGAGCUGGAUUUGGAACUUCGACUAGGCCGAUCUUGA